GAGAAACCAACCAUUUUGUCUCUUGACUGUGUGGAAAUUAUACUUUUGGUUUUGCUUUUAAAUAAACUUCGCUAAACGUGCAGUGUUUUUUUUUUUUUUCAAUUUAAACAGCCAGAAUGUAAAACUCAUGCAGAACUUUUACAAUGUUCAAAUGCUUGAAUCCUCUGCUGCUGCUGUUUUGCUUCAUCUAUCAUAGUGGAGCCCCACCUGUAGGAACUGCCACUAUACCUGUGUCAGGACAAAAGGGAAGCAACGUCACCCUGCCAUGUCAAUUUAAAGCCAGAAAGAUUUCUGAUAUUAGUUUAAAUAGUCGGUCAGAAAACAUCCCUGUUUGUCAGACUGAAGAAUGCAGUGGACGAGUAUUUAAACAAGGAAACUGUGACGUCAUCAUCAAGGAUCUGAGUUUCAGUGAUGCUGGGACGUACUUUUUGCGUGUCUAUUACAAUAAUGAUCAGACAAAGCUAAAGCAACAAUUCAGGACGUACCAGCUUCAUAUUUAUGAUGAGAUUUCUGUAAAAACAGGCGAGGAACACAAGUUAGAUGUUCUUUCCAAUGCUAAUCAAGUAGUGCAUUGGGCCAAAAACAAAACAAGAUGGAGGGAGUUGUGGAGCAAAAGCAAUGGAGCUCAAAGUGACCAACUGACCGACAGUGAUGGGACUCUGACCAUUAAAGAGUUUACAGACAAUGAUGCAGGAACAUACAGAGUUCUGGACAAUGAAGGAGAAAUCUUGAUUACAGUGACAGUCAGAGCAUCAGAUACAAAAUCAAAUGGAAAACGCUACACAAAUGAUGACAAAACUGAUGACACUCAACAACAUACUGUUUGGUUUUGGAUUAUGAUUGUUGGAUUGACUAUAGGUCUGCUGGUUCUGGCUUUGAUUAUGCUUCCUGACAUCAAGAAGCAAUUUCCAAUGAAGAGAGGUUUAUGAGGGAACCAAAUUGUAUACAGUAGGUGCUUAAGAGGUCUGAGCACAAUGUGUGAGGAUCAGUGUUGGUAAUUUAAUUAGAAAAUAAAUGUAAUUG
Labeo rohita (rohu) is the source of this 1023-nucleotide messenger RNA. RefSeq lists its product as uncharacterized. NCBI's taxonomy places the organism in Eukaryota, Metazoa, Chordata, Actinopteri, Cypriniformes, Cyprinidae. The record is from RefSeq and is a predicted model, not a curated record. The coding region runs from base 144 to 929 and encodes 261 amino acids. The transcript has 6 exons.